AUGGAUAAAGCACUGCAAGAUGCGCGCACACACACUGCUACUCUCAAGACUCACCUCGACCGUCUCUGGAAGAUCAUACCACCUGCUAAGCACGUCUCCGAAGAGUCCGCCGCCAAAGCUCAGCAGGUCUUCGACACGCCCGAGCUUCUCGAGGACAUUAUCUCGUACCUCAACACACCUGGAAAGCUCAAGGUGAUGGGAGUGCAGCGCACUUGGCGGAACACUAUCCUGGGCUCGACUCGAUUGCAGAAAGCAAUAGGUCUUCUUCCUUACGACGACGGCAUCUACUACUCGCCAUUCUCGAAGCGCUUCUAUGGCGGUACAUACAGUCUGUUGAACCAGAGAAACUUUGGGUGGGGAUUAGGUGGCAAUAAUAUGCCUGGCGGUACCUACGACGACUCAAACGGCAACUUCAGAUGGGACGAGGAUUCUGAGUACUCCUUCUGGACUAUCAACCAUAUGCCAGUCACCGAAGAUCCCACAAAGCUCGAGAUUAACAUUGAGUGGACCACCAGUAUGAAGCUUGGCUCUCGGAUCGAGUCCAUGCUGAUCUGUGAUCCACCUGUCAAGAAUAUCUCGGCCAUGACGCGUUGUGCAUAUAACUGCGACCAAGUCGGCAACAGUUAUCAUCCUAGUAGAGCCCGGUACGGACUCACAUCAUCCUCUUCCGUCGGCUUCACCCUUGGCGAGCUACAUCAAGUCUCAAAAGAGAUCAUUGCAAAGCACCCCAAUUGCAGAUGCCACGGAGUAAUCUUCGAAACUACAGUUCCACUUCUGAAAUCUGAUCCCGUCCUGAUCCAUCGCCGUUCGCUCGAGCAGCGCGCUCAUGAGAAGCGCAUUCUCCGCCGUGAAAAGCGACGUCUGCGCCGAGAAGAAGAGAGUGCCAGAGAUCGAGAAGCCCAGCAAGCACUAGUACAGGAGGAGGUGGAGAGGUACCCGUCUCAUGACCACGAAGCUGGAUACUCCGACGACGAGGACCUGAGACUGGGUUAUAGCAAUGGGCCGGAGUCAGAGGACGAUGAUAAGGGAGACUACGAACAGAGGACAUCCCAAGAGCGAGACCACGAGCAGCCUUCGUCCCCAGCCUCACGACCACAAGCACGUCUCGAGUUCCAUCGUCCCCAGACACAAACGAUUUCAGCUACCGGCCCGGACAGAGAGGCUCUCGGUCCACGUCGAUCAGCAGCUCCUCCUCAGUACUCACCCACCUCACCAGAAUACUCACCUACUUCACCGGGAUGGCAAACCAGAUCACCGCAAUACUCACCAACUUCUCCGCAGUAUUCGUCAGCCUCACCGCAGUACUCGCCAACUUCUCCACAGUACUCGCUCACUUCACCGGCACUCGCACCGAUAUCUCCACGAUACUCUGCAACAUCGCCACGCCACGAGUCAAGCAACGAGGAAGAGGUGGAACGUGAGCAUUCAACAUUCCGUAUUUUCACUGAGGAGGAGCUGCUAGACAUGUAG
Messenger RNA from Fulvia fulva, 1470 nucleotides. Its product is annotated as DNA-directed RNA polymerase II subunit RPB1. Lineage: Eukaryota; Fungi; Ascomycota; Dothideomycetes; Mycosphaerellales; Mycosphaerellaceae. The transcript has a single exon. The record is from RefSeq and is a predicted model, not a curated record. The coding region runs from base 1 to 1470 and encodes 489 amino acids. Gene Ontology annotation, molecular function: DNA binding. Gene Ontology annotation, biological process: transcription by RNA polymerase II.